Messenger RNA from Gaeumannomyces tritici R3-111a-1, 3052 nucleotides. RefSeq lists its product as hypothetical. Gene Ontology annotation, cellular component: endoplasmic reticulum membrane. The record is from RefSeq and is a predicted model, not a curated record. The transcript has 7 exons. NCBI's taxonomy places the organism in Eukaryota, Fungi, Ascomycota, Sordariomycetes, Magnaporthales, Magnaporthaceae. Gene Ontology annotation, biological process: GPI anchor biosynthetic process. The coding region runs from base 256 to 2859 and encodes 867 amino acids.
UCCAGGUCGGUUUCGGCGAUGUUGCGCUGGCUGCCUCUGCCAGCCUCCCCAGCACUGAGGCAUCCUGACCAUCCGCUCACCAGCACCUACACAAACCACUGGCGCGUCCACUUAUCGCUCGCUUACCGUUUCUUCUCUUUAAUGAUGGCGUGAGACGUGUAUUGCCUGCCGCAGAAACACCUCCCUCUGCGCUAGUCUUUGCUUUCGUAUUCCCUUUCGACGGAAUCGCGCCUUUGGCGUCGCGGUUCGAUAUCGAUGUCCCGGCUGCAGGCGAGCCGCGAUGCGGCUGCAUUCUUGGUUGCUGUGCUGCUGGUCGGCGCCAACAUACUUAUUCCCAUGGCCAUGCUGACUUUUGCAACGGGCUUUUUCCCCUACAAGCCCGUCCUGCCCGGUCUUGCCCAGUAUGACAAGCUCGAGCUGGGCCCGCCCCCCGCAGCCCCCUUUGACCGGUUGGUGUUCAUGGUGGUGGACGCGCUCAGAAGUGACUUUGUAUACACGGCCGGCUCCGGGUUUGAGUAUACGCAGAAGCUCAUACGCGAUGGCACCGCGCUGCCGUUUACGGCGCAUGCCACGUCGCCCACUGUGACGAUGCCCCGAAUUAAGGCUAUCACGACGGGCUCGAUCCCAUCCUUCUUGGAUGUCAUUCUCAACAUUGACGAGGGUGAUGAGAGCUCCUCUCUGGCGUCGCAGGACACCUGGUUAGCACAGAUGAAGGCAAAGGGCUCGGGAAAGCUGCUCAUGUACGGAGACGACACGUGGCUGAAGCUAUUCCCGGGGACCUUUGACCGUGCCGACGGCACAUCCAGCUUUUUUGUAGCAGACUUCACCGAGGUCGACAACAAUGUAACCCGCCACGUCGUGCCAGAGCUCGCGAACUCGGACUGGAGCACAAUGGUUCUGCAUUAUCUCGGCCUGGACCAUAUCGGGCACAAGGGAGGUCCGAGGAGUCAACACAUGAUUCCCAAACAACGCGAGAUGGACGGUAUCAUUAGAGAUAUCUACGAGGCGAUGGAGUCUCAGGAGCACCUCCAGUCGACAUUACUGGUCGUCUGUGGCGACCAUGGCAUGAAUGAUGCAGGAAACCAUGGGGCGUCUUCGCCAGGAGAGACCUCGCCCGCCCUUGUGUUUGUCUCCCCCAAGCUCAAAGCCCUCGGUCACGGCUUCGAGGCUCCGGCCCCAUAUCAGGACGAGUUCCAGUACUACAAUGUCGUCGAGCAGUCUGACCUGGCCCCGACCCUUGCCGCGCUUCUUGGGUUCCCUGUGCCAAGGAACAAUCUCGGCGCCUUCAUCCCCGACUUUCUUCCCUUGUGGCCGGAAAGGGACGAUAAGACGCAGCUUUUGCUACGCAACGCCCGUCAGGUACUGGCCAUUGUCCAUGCAGCUUUUGGGGAUCACCUCUACAAUGUACCGCUGCAGGCCGAAGCGUGUGCUUUGGCAAAAUCUGAAGUGGGCAAGCUAGCCUGCGAAUGGCAAAGGCUUACAGAAUCUGCUAGCGACUGGACCUCCGAGAGUCGCUUUGAGAGCGAGUGGGUACCUCGGAUGACAAUGUGGCUUCGUAAGGCACAAGGGCUCAUGAGCAGCAUGGCCAGCAACUACAACAUGGGAAGGAUAAACCUGGGACAGCUCCUUGCAGUCGCCGCUAUGGGAGUCACAAUCAUGAUUUCCAGGUUACCGGCCACCGUAGAGAAGCGGUCGUACGUGCCACUCACCCUCAUGAGGGUAUGCUACGGCGCCAUGAUGUUUGCCAGCAGCUUCGUGGAGGAGGAGCAGCACUUCUGGUACUGGGCCACGACCGCCUGGCUGGCCUUCCUCGGCAUAAGGCGCCUGAGGAGCGCCUCGGGCCUUUUGUCCCGCGAUCUCAUGGCCACCUUCGUCGGCCUCGUGGCACUCAGGGUGCUGCGCGCCUGGAACCAGACGGGCCAGAAGUUCGCGGGGGAGCCCGACAUCGUCAAGACCUUCCUCCACACGAACCCCACGCUCCUCUGGACGCUCGUCGUCGCCACGUACCUGUGGGUCCACCGCGACCUGGCCCGCGGGUUCGACGGGCUCCCCGCCUUCGGCAACAUAACGGGCACGACCUGCCUCAUCCUGGCCGCCUUCACCUUCAAGCUGGCCUUUACGUACGAGGACUCGCCCGAGCUGGUUGCGGGCCUGGCCGAGUAUGCUCUCGGCCUCAUCGCGGGGGCGCCGCUCCUGAGCCGCGCCCGUGCCGUUUUCGCCGGUCUUGGGAUAUGCACCGUUCUGAUCCUAUUUUCCAUGAUAACCAAGCGCUUCCGCUCAAAGAAGGCAUCAGGCCCCGAGGCGCUGCACAGCCUGUACACGCUGCUGGCCAUGACGCAGUCCCGGGCCACCAACGUGCCCCUGUUCCUCGUCCUGGACGUCAUCUACCGGUUCCUGGGCGCCCAGGACCUCACGCUCGAGGAGCUCAGCACGUCGUGCCUACUGCUGCAGUCGGCGACCUUCUUCGCCUUUGGCGGCACCAACUCGAUCGCGUCGGUCGACCUGUCGAGCGCCUACAACGGCGUCGGCGAGUUCAACGUCGCCGCCGUCGGCGUCCUCACGUUCCUGGGCAACUGGGCCGGCGCCGUCUACUGGACCUUUGCGGCCAACACGCUGCUGCUGCGCAAGCGCAGGGCCGGGGGCGCCCUCGUCUUCCGCAGGCACGCUGCCGUCCUCACCAUGUUCACGGCCGCCGGCGCCGCCUUCGUCAUGGCCGCGUGCACCGUGCUGCGCACGCACCUGUUCGUCUGGACCGUCUUCUCGCCAAAGUACCUGUACUGCAUGGCAUGGGCCUUUGGGCAGCACCUGGCCGUGAACCUCGGGCUGGGUAGCGUUUUGUAUUGGGUGGGCUCCAUCUAGCCCGGAUUUUACCGGAUAGUCAGCUGUAGACGGAUGGAAAGGCUUCUAGAUAGACGGGUAGAAAUCGCGCGUAAAGGCAUUUCUUUAUCAGACCUCUCCCAGGCCGGCCUCCGACCUGGAUUCCUUUCAAUGCCAUCCCACUUUGACCUCUUUUUUUUGAAGCCACCCUGCCAUGCGUGAUAAUAAUAUCCGC